Drosophila subpulchrella is the source of this 624-nucleotide messenger RNA. It is a transcript of the gene COX6B, whose product is annotated as cytochrome c oxidase subunit 6B1. The transcript is spliced from 2 exons. Lineage: Eukaryota; Metazoa; Arthropoda; Insecta; Diptera; Drosophilidae. Bases 167 to 400 code for a protein of 77 amino acids. Gene Ontology annotation, cellular component: respiratory chain complex IV; mitochondrion. The record is from RefSeq and is a predicted model, not a curated record.
AUCUGGCAACCCGGCCCUAGCUGUCACAAUGACAGCUCUCGAUAGCUCUACGCUCGGCCAUCGCUAUUCCUAUCGCCAGGGGCUCGUGAGAAUUCUCGGCAGUUGAAAAUUUUUCGUCGUACUCUCGGAACAACAAAGCAGCGACAAAUCGUCAGACAGCAGCAACAUGUCCGCCUACAAGCUGGAGACCGCCCCCUUCGAUCCACGGUUCCCUAACCAGAACGUGACCCGCUACUGCUACCAGUCGUACAUCGACUUCCACCGCUGCCAGAAGAAGCGCGGCGAGGACUUUGCGCCCUGCAACUACUUCCAGAAGGUCUACAAGUCGAUGUGUCCCAACGCCUGGGUGGAGAAGUGGGACGAUCAGCGCGAGAGCGGCACAUUCCCGGGCCGCAUCUAAGUUCGGCACACCGCAUCCCCAAUCCCUAAAAACACACAGAGCAGGAUACGAUCGAUGGAUGGAUGGAUGGAUGGGCGGACGUAGAGCAGCGUCGUAACCAGAAUCCGGCAAUUGCAACAGAGACUAGUUCGUGUUUGUGAUGUUUGUGCUUUACCGAGCGAUGAAUGCAGACCAUCGUCGACAAAUACUUAAAUACACAAAUGUUCAAUUAUCUGAAUUCUGAA